AUGUCUACCUCUACUCUCCGAUCCCCCUACCCUUCUAAGGAGGAUAACCUCUCUUACCAGUUGUGCGACCUUGCAGCUUUUGAUAUCGACCAUAUCGAUGCUAAGAAGGAUGAUAUUGAGGAGAUCGCUCGGGACAAUACCCAAUUAUUGAUCAAUCGCAUUUUUGAUCUCCGUACUGAGUCUGCUGGCAUCGCUGAAGGGCCCGUCUUCGCCACUCUGCCAGAGGCGACUCAGCUGGCUCGUCAGCCUGAUGGUUUGGUUGUCCGACUUCCUCGUGAGAAGCCUCUCCCGAAACCUAAGCCGAUGACCAGGUGGGAGAAGUUUGCGAAGGAUAAGGGUCUGGACGAUAAGAAGAAGCGCAGUAGAAUGGUGUGGGAUGAGACUUCUAAGGACUGG
This is a messenger RNA of Perkinsus marinus ATCC 50983, 396 nucleotides long. Its product is annotated as Regulator of ribosome biosynthesis, putative. Gene Ontology annotation, cellular component: nucleus; nucleolus; preribosome, large subunit precursor. The record is from RefSeq and is a predicted model, not a curated record. Gene Ontology annotation, molecular function: protein binding. Lineage: Eukaryota; Perkinsozoa; Perkinsida; Perkinsidae. The annotation marks the transcript as partial. The transcript has 4 exons. Gene Ontology annotation, biological process: ribosomal large subunit biogenesis; endonucleolytic cleavage in ITS1 to separate SSU-rRNA from 5.8S rRNA and LSU-rRNA from tricistronic rRNA transcript (SSU-rRNA, 5.8S rRNA, LSU-rRNA); ribosomal large subunit export from nucleus.